UGGCACAAAGCAGCAAGCCGUGGCGGUCUUCUCCUUGUCUUUAAUGAACAAAAAAUAUAUAAUACUCCGUGUGUAUGCGCGUAUACAUUUACUGACUCGCAGAUCAUUUCAAUGGGCGACCGUACAUCGAUUGAAUUUUACCGAUUUCUGUAAAACGUCAACCUGGAAUUGUUUCAAAAGCAGAAUGCAGGAGAGAAGGGACUAGCUAGCUCGCCAGCUAGCCUUCCCGGCGUCUGGAUAAAGGGACGAUUUACAACAUUUCUCUUCAAAGUCUUUGAUUGAUUACCGGCAGACUCGAGGAGAUACUCCAAAACGAAGCAUACUCGUCCCGGCUGGAGCCAGAACAGGGGGACCGCCUUGGUGGAUCCCGGGGCAAUCCUCUGGGAUCGGGUUCUGAUAGGAAAUAUACCCCGUGGCUCUGGUCGUGGCCUGGGGGGCAGAGCGCACCUUCGUGGAAUUUCUGAAGUAUUUUUACAAAGGAAAAAAAGAGAUAAGAAAAACAAAAAAACUUGAGAUAACUAACUAGAGCGCUCUGCCAGGGAGUGGAAUUGAUUUUUUUAAAUCAAGUGUGAUUUUGAAUAUUGUGGUUUUAUUUGCUUUUAUUGCAAGCAGAAUGGCGUCCUACGUAGAUAACAGUUUCCGACAGGCGGUAAUGAAGAACCCUGCCGAAAGAACGCAACAGGACCUGGAGAUAGUUUACUCAUACCUCCACGGCAUGGAGGCACUCUCCAACCUGAGAGAGCAUCAGCUGAGGUUGAUGUGUGAAACGGUGCGAUAUGAGAGACACGAAGCCAAUGAAGUGUUAUAUUACCCUGAUGACAUCGGCACCUGCUGGUACAUCCUCCUGUCUGGAUCAGUGUUCAUCAAAGAGUCCAUGUUCCUGCCAAGAAGCAGCUUCGGAAAGCGUUCGGCGGGCAGCCUGAGACGCGGCUGUGAGUGCAUCGUGCUGGAGCCCUCAGAGAUGAUUGUGGUGGACUAUAUGGAUGAAAAUGAGGAGUACUUCCAGAGGCAAGCAUCGCACCGGCAGUCCCGCAGGAGAUUCCGCAAGAUCAACCAGAAGGGCGAGAGGCAGACCAUCAUCGACACGGUGGACCCGUACCCCGUCGGCAAGCCGCCCUUACCCCGGGGAUACCACACGGAAUGCUCUAAAGCCCAGCUUCCUGCAGACUUCUCCAAGCUCCACCUGGCUGACAGCCUCCACCCACAGGUGACCCACGUGUCCUCCAGUCACUCAGGAUGUAGCAUCACCAGCGACUCUGGGAGCAGCAGCCUGUCAGACAUUUACCAGGCCACGGAGAACGAGACCGGAGACAUGGAUCUGAGCGGGCUGCCCGAGACGGCGGUGGACUCAGAGGAAGACGACGAUGAGGAAGAUAUCGAGCGGGCCUCAGACCCCCUGAUGAGCAGGGACAUUGUGCGCGACUGCCUGGAGAAAGACCCCAUGGACAGGACAGACGAUGACAUUGAACAAUUACUGGAGUUCAUGCAUCAGCUGCCGGCGUUCGCUAACAUGACCAUGUCCGUGCGGAGGGAGCUGUGUGCCGUCAUGGUGUUCGCCGUGGUGGAGAGGGCCGGGACCAUCGUUCUCAACGACGGGGAGGAGCUGGACUCCUGGUCAGUGAUCCUGAACGGCUCUGUGGAGGUGACCCACCCUGACGGGCGCACGGAGAUCCUCUGCAUGGGGAACAGUUUCGGCGUGUCCCCCACCAUGGAGAAGGAGUACAUGAAAGGGGUGAUGAAGACCAAGGUGGACGACUGCCAGUUUGUGUGCAUCGCCCAGCAGGACUACUGCUGCAUCCUGAACCAGGUGGAGAAGAACAUGCAGAAGGUGGAGGAGGAGGGCGAGAUCGUCAUGGUGAAGGAGCACCGUGAGCUGGACCGCACCGGUACCAGGAAAGGACACAUCGUCAUUAAGGGCACAACCGAAAGGUUAACCAUGCACCUGGUGGAGGAGCACUCUGUGGUGGACCCCACCUUCAUCGAGGACUUCCUGCUGACAUACAGGACCUUCCUGUCCAGCCCCAUGAUUGUGGGCAAGAAGCUCCUGGAAUGGUUCAACGAUCCCAGCCUCAGGGACAAGGUUACACGGGUAGUGUUGCUGUGGGUGAACAAUCACUUCAAUGACUUUGAAGGUGACCCUGCUAUGACUCACUUUCUGGAAGAAUUCGAGAACAAUCUAGAAAGAGAGAAAAUGAAUGGGCACUUAAGACUGUUAAACAUUGCCUGCGCUGCUAAAGCCAAACUGAGGCUGGUGACCCUCACCAAGCCCUCGCGGGAGGCCCUCCUGCCCUUCACCCUCCUGGGGGGGUCGGAGAAGGGCUUCCGGAUCUUCAUCGACAGCGUGGAGGCCGGCAGCAAGGCCGCCGAGGCCGGCCUGAAACGCGGGGAUCAGAUAUUGGAGGUGAACGGACAAAACUUUGAGAAUGUUCAGCUCUCCAAAGCCACCGAGAUCCUGAAGAACAAUACCCACUUGUCUAUCACUGUGAAAACAAACUUAUUAGUGUUCAAGGAGCUGCUGGCCAGGCCGGCGGAGGAGAAGAAGAACGGCGCUCCUCACCUGCCCAAAAUCGGCGACAUCAAGAAGGGCAGCCGCUACUCCAUCCCCGACCUGGCGGCGGACCUGGCGGUGGACGUGGAGCAGGUCAUGGGUCUGGAGAAGACCGGCAAGAAGACCAAAGCCAACACUGUGGGUGGCAGGAACAAGCUGAAGAAGAUCCUGGACAAAACCCGCAUCAGUAUUCUACCCCAGAAACCCUACAAUGACAUCGGGAUUGGGCAGUCACAGGACGACAGCAUCGUGGGGAUGAGGCAGUCCAAGCAGAUCCCCCCUGCGCUUCCUGUCAGCGGCAACCUGUCAUCCAGCAACCCCGACCUGCUGCAGUCUCACCACCGCAUCUUAGACUUCAACAACCCGCCCGCCCCGGGUGCGAGUAACUUGCCAGAUCAGGUCCUGCGGGUGUUCAAGGCGGACCAGCAGAGCCGCUACCUCAUGAUCAGCCGGGACACCACGGCCAAGGAGGUGGUGGCCCAGGCCAUCCGCGAGUUCGCCCUGACCGCCGCCCCCGAGGCCUACUCCCUGUGCGAGGUGUCCGUCACGCCCGAGGGCGUCAUCAAGCAGCGCCGGCUGCCCGACCAGCUGUCCAAACUGGCCGACAGGAUCCAGCUCAGCGGAAGGUACUACCUGAAGAACAACAUGGAGACGGAGACGCUGUGCUCGGACGAGGACGCGCAGGACCUGCUUCGGGAGAGCCAGCUGUCCCUGCUGCAGCUGAGCACGGUGGAGGUGGCCACACAGCUCUCCAUGCGCAACUUCGAGCUCUUCUGCAGCAUCGAGCCCACCGAGUACAUCGAUGACCUCUUCAAGCUGCGCUCCAAGAGCGGCGCCGCCGCCAACCUCAAGAAGUUCGAGGAGGUCAUCAACCAGGAGACCUUCUGGGUGGCCUCGGAGAUCGUGCGCGAGCCCAACCAGCUGAAGAGGAUGAAGAUCGUCAAGCACUUCAUCAAGAUCGCCCUGCACUGCCGGGAGUGCAAGAACUUCAACUCCAUGUUCGCCAUCAUCAGUGGGCUGAACCUGGCACCAGUCUCCCGCCUACGGGGCACCUGGGAGAAGCUGCCCAGCAAAUACGAGAAGCUGUUCCAGGACCUGCAGGACCUGUUCGACCCGUCCAGGAACAUGGCCAAAUACCGCAACGUUCUCAAUAACCAGAACCUGCAGCCUCCCAUAAUCCCCCUCUUCCCUGUCAUUAAGAAGGACCUCACGUUCCUGCAUGAAGGCAACGACUCCAAAGUUGACGGUUUGGUGAAUUUCGAGAAGCUGCGGAUGAUUGCUAAAGAGAUCCGGCACGUUGGGCGUAUGGCCUCCGUCAACAUGGACCCGGCACUGAUGUUCAGGACCAGGAAGAAGAAGUGGAGGAGUUUGGGGUCGCUGAGCCAGGGCAGCGCCAACGCCGCCAUGCUGGACGUGGUGCAGACGGGCGGCCACAAGAAGCGCGUGCGCCGCAGCUCCUUCCUCAACGCCAAGAAGCUGUACGAGGACGCGCAGAUGGCCCGCAAGGUCAAGCAGUACCUGUCCGACCUGACGCUGGACACCAGCGAGGACAGCCUGCAGGCCAUGUCACAGCAGUGCGAGCCUUCCAGCAACACACUGCCUAAGAACUCCGGUGAGAAGAAGAAGCCUGACACAUCCCCUGUGGUUCCGCGAGCGGCCAGCCAGCAGAAAGCACAGCAGCAGCAGCAGCAGCAGCAACAGCAGCAGCAGAAAGGGCACCAGGCCCUGCAGGUGCCCGCUGUCGCCCUCUACCCGUCUCGCAAGAAAGUGCCAGUCAAGGACCUGCCGCCAUUCGGUACAAGUUCACCACAAGCCUUGAAGAAAAUCUUGUCCUUAUCAGAAGAGGCAAGUGAGCGACAUAAAAAGCAGACGGAGGACACCAUCUCCAACGCCUCCUCCCAGCUGUCCUCCCCACCCACCUCCCCCCAGAGCUCGCCCAGAAAAGGUUACCCCCUGGCUCCGAGCGGGACGGUGGACAACUUCUCCGACUCGGGUCACAGCGAGAUCUCCUCGCGGUCCAGCCUGGUCAGCAACUCGUCCUUCGACCUGAUGGGCGAGGAGAGGCGGCAGCGGCUGUCGGUCAGCGCGGUGGACGCCGGCAUGGGCAUGGGCGUGAGGCUGGAGCGCCGGCCCACGCUGGACCCGGAUCAGUACAGCCUGGGGUCGUACGCCUCUAUGCACGAUGGCCGCGCGCUGUACGCGGGGGCCACGGUGCUGUCGUCGCCCAGCUCGGAGGAGCUGACCCAGGAUCAGGGCGACCGCGCUUCGCUGGACGCCGCCGACAGUGGGCGCGGCAGCUGGACAUCCUGCUCCAGUGGUUCCCACGACAACAUCCAGACCAUCCAGCACCAGCGCAGCUGGGAGACGCUGGCCUUCGGGCACGGCCACUAUGACGGCCCCGCCGAAGCGGUGGCGGCCGGGGCGGGGCACUGGGCCGCGGGCGGCGCCGCCGACCCCCUGGCGUUCGCGGGGCGGGCCGGCGGGCAGGAGCACGGACAGGCCCGGGGCAGCUGGGCUUCGUCCACGGGGUACUGGGGCGAGGACUCCGAGGGGGACACGGGCACCAUAAAGCGCAGGGGCGGCAAGGACGUGAGCGCCGACCCCGAGACCAGCAGCAUCACGUCCAUCACCUCCGAGGACUCCAAGCAGCACGGCCGGGCCUCCCACAUAACCGUCACCUCCAGCAACGCCAAGAGUCUCAUUGCGCGGAAAGAAGGCAGAUUCCGAGAGCCCCCUCCCACCCCGCCCGGCUACACCGCCCUGACCAUUACGGACUUUGCCGAGGGGCAGCCCCACUCGGGCCGCAAGCCCCCGGACUAUAACGUGGCGCUGCAGCGGUCACGGAUGGUGGCGCGCUCCUGCGACUCCCCCCUGCCCCCCUCCCAGCCCGGCUCGCGGCCCAGCAGCCGGCCGCAGUGGGGCAAGUCGGUCGACGGGGACCCCCGGCCCCCCCACUUCCAAUCGCAAGGGCUAUCGGCCGAGGAAGAGGAGGAGGAGGAGGGUGAGUCCUUGUCUCCCAAACUUAUUCCUCAGAGGAAGACAGUGGCUUAUACACCUGAGACUACCAGGCCAUGACUUACAGGCAGGCGAGAGGCAGAAGAUGAACAGGUGUCUGCUGUGUGAGGUCGCCCCCUGCUGGAUGUUGUUUGCAGUGGUGAGAGCUGCCUGUUUGGAGAGUGUGGGACACACACAGGGUGCUGGAGCCUGUAGGAGGCGCUGUCCUCCUCUGUCUCCUGUUCAGUGGACCCUGCUCAUCUCCUGCCUUAAAUCAGCCUGGGGGCUCUGUGUACCCCGCAUGAGAAAUACUGUGAAAUAGAAAAAAAAAAAACUAACUAAAAAAAAUCGCCUUGGCACUUUGGAAAAAAAAAAAACUGUCGCUUGAAAAACAAAAAAAUGCACAGUGGUGUAACAUUCACAUGCUGCCGCUGUCACUUUUCAUAACGAGCACCAUUCCAGGACUCCGAUUCCCAGAAUUCCCGGGGUCCUGUUUACAUGCACCAUCACCAGUCAUCGAGCAUCGGCUGCACUUUUUACACCCUCCCAUUUUAUGAAGGAAAACUGAAUAUUACCCCCCCCACACACACACACACACACACGGUUUUCAGCUUCCCCCUCCUCCACCUCUUUCAGAACUGUAGCACUCCGGAUGAAGACGAGCGAAGAUUGUGCAGAUUUCCCACAAUCCUUUGCAGUUUUAUACAUUGUUGUGCUUUUGAGGACAAACGUGUAAAUGAGUCUCCAUGACUACAGUAUUAUUUUACCUGAUUUUUAGGGGUUUUAUUUUGUAAUGUUUUAACUAAAACUGGAUGGAGUUGCAGUGAGAGGCGCCAGCAGGUGCGGUGUCUCGGGCUGGCUGGAGUGUUCCUGCGUGACCUCACGGACUGGGUCAGCUCUGGGAGCCACGCGUUUUGGCCCCCCAGUCUUCACUGUCUGACUGCCUCUGUGUGUGAACGGACCUGAUGAAUUAAAACUCUUGUCGAUAGUUGCGAUGAUAGAUUUUUGCUGCAUGUCUAAAGAAGGCUGGCUUAUAACAACCUGCUCUCUGCUGCUAAGUAACCCUGUUUAAGGACUGAAGAGUAAAAAUGUUUUAUUGUUUUUUUGUUUUUUUCCGGAAGGCUGCCAACCUGAGUAGUACUCAAAUGUGAGGAACUGCUGGUCUUGUUUUUUUUUUUUUUUUUUCUUUUAAUUAUUAUUAUUCGUUUAGUUGAACUGAUCAUAUUGAUCAGUAUGUAAAAUUAGAUUUUAUGAGAGUGCAGUUUUUUUUCACUGUAUCGUG
This is a messenger RNA of Megalops cyprinoides (Indo-Pacific tarpon), 6824 nucleotides long. RefSeq names its product rap guanine nucleotide exchange factor 2-like. Gene Ontology annotation, biological process: small GTPase-mediated signal transduction; positive regulation of ERK1 and ERK2 cascade. Lineage: Eukaryota; Metazoa; Chordata; Actinopteri; Elopiformes; Megalopidae. The coding region runs from base 614 to 5623 and encodes 1669 amino acids. The record is from RefSeq and is a predicted model, not a curated record. The transcript has 31 exons. Gene Ontology annotation, molecular function: guanyl-nucleotide exchange factor activity; protein binding.